UGAUUGAAGAACGUACAAGUAAGUGUAAUAACUAAUAAGCCAACGAGAAGAUAACAAGAAAAGAAUAUCAGUUACUAACCCAAAGAUAGUGAGGGGGUUAGAUUUGGAAUCGCAUCUUCUAACUGAUUCACCAUAAGCAAAAAAUAAAAAGUCACAAUUGAAAUCGCUGUAUUCUCGAGUGUAAUUUAGGGUUUCAUGUUAUUGUGAAUUUAGCGAUGAAGGAAAGUAAUGGUAAGAACAGUGUUGAAAAACCAGAUCAAGAUCAAGAUCUAGGACUCUAUUUCUUGGAAUUGUGUCGAAGAAAGGCGAAAGAAGAGUUGGAAGAUUACGACGGCGAUGAUGAUGAUGAUGAGAAAGAGGAAUCGCCAAGCGAACUCAACACUAUAAACAGUUCGGGAGGUUUUGUUGUUGUUUCUACAGAUAAACUUUCAGUGAAGUAUACCAGUGUUAAUCUUCAUGGUCAUGAUGUUGGUGUUAUUCAAGCUAAUAAGGUUGCUCCAAUAAAACGUCUUGUUUACUAUUUCGAAAUUUUUGUUAAGGAUGGUGGUAAUAAAGGUCAAAUUUCCAUUGGUUUUACUUCUGAGAACUUCAAGAUGCGUAGACAACCUGGGUGGGAGGCUAAUAGCUGUGGAUAUCACGGGGAUGAUGGUUUCCUUUAUCGUGGACAUGGCAAAGGCGAAGCUUUUGGUCCAACCUAUACCACUGGUGAUAUAGUUGGUGCUGGAAUUAACUAUGCUGCUCAAGAAUUCUUUUUCACUAAAAAUGGCCAAGUUGUUGGCAAAAUCUACAAAGACAUGAAGGGACCCCUUUUUCCAACCGUUGCUGUUCAUAGCCAGAAUGAAGAGGUGCUUGUCAACUUCGGGAAGAAACCAUUUACGUUUGACCUAAAGGAAUUUGAAGCACAAGAAAGAAUGAAGCAGCAACUGAAAAUAGAGGAAAUUCCAGUGCCACCAAUUGCAAGUUAUGGAAUUGUCCGAUCCUACCUGCUACACUAUGGUUAUGAAGAUACAUUGAAUUCAUUUGACGAGGCGAGUAGGAAUACUAUUCCUCCUAUACAUAUAACGCAAGAAAAUGGAAGUGAUGACCAGGAAACAACAUAUGCAUUGAAUCACAGAAAGGCUCUACGGCAGCUAAUCAGGGAUGGGGAGAUUGAUGUUGCAUUUGGAAAAUUGCGUGAAUGGUAUCCCCAGAUUGCUGAGGACAAUACAUCAGCAAUGUGUUUUCUACUUCAUUGCCAAAAAUUUAUCGAACUAGUUCGGGUUGGAGCACUGGAGGAGGCUGUCAAAUAUGGAAGAAUAGAAUUGUCAAGUUUUUUUGGGUCGCCAGUUUUUGAGGAUUUAGUUCAGGACUGUGUGGCUUUGCUGGCCUAUGAACGACCAUUGGAAUCUGCAGUAGGUUAUCUUCUAAAAGACUCACAGCGUGAAGUUGUAGCAGACACAGUAAAUGCAAUGAUACUUUCUACAAAUCCCAAUAUGAAAGAAACAAAAAAUUGCUUGCACUCCAAUCUUGAGAGGUUACUAAGACAGCUCACUGCAUGUUGUUUAGAGAGACGAUCAUUGAGUGGAGAGCAGGGAGAAGCUUUUCAACUUCAGAGAGUGCUUAGCACUGAUAAAAGAAGCUAGUGCUAUAUUUGUAUUGAUAUUCUAACUCUUCUGUUCAUAUUACCGUAGUUUGUUUUUAUGACAAUGCCAAAUGAUCCAUUCAAAAAAAGAAAAAAAAAAAACAAUGCUAAAUGAGCAAAUUGUUCUUAGCGUCUCAUCUAUGUACUCUGGAGUCCCCCAUCCAUGUACAUGUUGAUUAUCUUUUUUAGGAGAGGGUGGGUUCUGUAUAUGCAUGUAACCUUUUCAUAAUCCAACAGAUGGAAAUUAGAAAUUGAACAAGGCAUGGUUUCAAGUUAAAAAAAAUUAUGCAAUAAAAAUAGGCAAGUAUGUGUGGGUUCAUAUGCAAAAGCAAAAUUAUGUAUCAGUAGUGUAAAUGACUUGUUCUGUUAGCAAUUCCCGAAUUUGAUUA
This is a messenger RNA of Cicer arietinum (chickpea), 2010 nucleotides long. Its product is annotated as ran-binding protein M homolog. NCBI's taxonomy places the organism in Eukaryota, Viridiplantae, Streptophyta, Magnoliopsida, Fabales, Fabaceae. The record is from RefSeq and is a predicted model, not a curated record. Gene Ontology annotation, molecular function: protein binding.